AUGAAGGCCUACAUCUACGACGACAAGCCGGGAGACCAGCGCGAGCCGCACCACUCCGGCGAGGAGGUUUCGGUGGACCAGCUGAAGGCGAUCGGGGUGCUGCCGUACCCGGGAAUCGAGUUGGACCAGGUCGAGGAGAUCGCCAAGUCGCGGGGGUACAAGAACCGCGACGAGAUCAACGUUUCCAAGGCUGGUCUCGGCGACGUCUACGAGGAGAAGAUCAAGGGGUUUUUCCGAGAGCACUUGCACGAGGACGAGGAGAUUCGGUACAUCAAGGAUGGACGAGGGUACUUUGACAUCCGAGAGGCCGGCGACAAGCGCUGGAUCCGCAUCGCCGUCGAGCCGAAGGACCUGCUCAUCGUCCCCGCCGGCGUCUACCACCGCUUCACUCUCGACAGCGGCGACUACAUCAAGGCGAUGCGGUUGUUCCAGGACGAGCCCAAGUGGAUCCCGCACGACAAGAACGAGGCUACGGACAAGAACCCGUUCCGCGAGCAGUACCUCCAGUCCAUCAAGGCCUAA
This is a messenger RNA of Rhodotorula toruloides NP11, 522 nucleotides long. Its product is annotated as 1,2-dihydroxy-3-keto-5-methylthiopentene dioxygenase. The record is from RefSeq and is a predicted model, not a curated record. Bases 1 to 522 code for a protein of 173 amino acids. The transcript is spliced from 6 exons. NCBI's taxonomy places the organism in Eukaryota, Fungi, Basidiomycota, Microbotryomycetes, Sporidiobolales, Sporidiobolaceae. Gene Ontology annotation, molecular function: acireductone dioxygenase [iron(II)-requiring] activity.